AUGCAGAUCUCCAAUCUCUUAUCUUCACAAACUCUUGCAAUACGACCAACGCAUCAUUUGAAGCCUGUAGAAGCCACAAAAGCACACUACAACUCAAUAAUGCCACAGGAUCAUCACAAGAUACAAGUUUUCAAGUCACUAGAGAGUUGGGCUUCGCAGCGAGUUCUGCCAUUGUUGAAACCAAUGGAACAAAGUUGGCAACCACAAGACUUUUUGCCUGACUCAUCAUUAUCGUUGGAAGAUUUCAAUGAUCAAGUAAAGGCGUUGCGUGAUCGGAUGGCUGAGAUUCCAGACGAGUAUUUUGUAGUGUUGGUGGGUGAUAUGAUCACAGAGGAAGCUUUGCCUACGUACCAGACCAUGUUAAACAACAUGGAUGGAGUAAGAGACGAGAUGGGAUCGAGUCCAUGGGCUAUAUGGACUCGAUCUUGGUCUGCUGAGGAGAAUAGACAUGGCGAUUUGCUCAGAGCUUAUCUCUAUUUGUCCGGUAGAGUUGAUAUGUUGAUGAUCGAAAAGACCAUUCAGUAUUUGAUUAGGAAUGGCAUUGAUCCAGGAUUUGAGAACAAUCCUUACUUGGGAUUUGUAUACAAAUCAUUUCAAGAGCGAUCCACUGCUAUCUCACAUGGCAACAUAGCUCGUUUAGCUAAGGAAGGUGGUGAUCUAGUGCUUGCACGCAUAUGUGGCACCACUGCUGCUGAUGAAAAACGUCAUGAAAAUGCUUACACAAGGAUUGUGCAGAAGCUUCUAGAAGUGGACCCCAAUGGAGCAAUGCUAGCCAUUGAAGAAAUGAUGCACAAGAAAAUCACUAUGCCUGCCCAUCUCAUGUACGAUGGGCAAGACGACCACAUGUUUCAACAUUUCUCUCAUGUUGCCCAACGACUCGGGGUGUACUCGACAAAUGAUUAUGCAGACAUCUUGGAGUUUUUGAUCGGAAGGUGGAGAUUAGACAAGUUGGAGGGUUUAACGAGCGAUGCAAAACGUGCACAGGAUUUUAUGUGCGGACUAGCACCUAGGAUUAGGAAGAUCCAUGAAAGGAGCGAUGAUGUCUUGAAGAAGGCAAUGGAAAACGUUGACCACCCUGGUCAUGUUUAG
Molecule: messenger RNA, 1089 nt
Organism: Prosopis cineraria
Lineage: Eukaryota; Viridiplantae; Streptophyta; Magnoliopsida; Fabales; Fabaceae
Product: stearoyl-[acyl-carrier-protein] 9-desaturase 6, chloroplastic-like
Exons: 3
Coding region: 1-1089 (362 amino acids)
Biological process (GO): fatty acid metabolic process
Cellular component (GO): chloroplast stroma
Molecular function (GO): stearoyl-[ACP] desaturase activity
Source: RefSeq, a predicted model, not a curated record